AUGGUUGAGCAGUUUCGUAGGAAUAAGCCUCCUACUUUCAAUGGAAAUUCUGACCCACUGGCCGUUGAGGAGUGGAUUAGAGAAGGUACUAUGCGUAGAUUCAAGUUGAUUGGAGUAGCCGGUUACUGGUGGGAAUCUGUCACACACACUAAGACCGAAGAGCAACAGUAUGCCCAACAGAGCAAGGAGUCGUUAGGAAAAAGAAAGUCGAAUAAUCAGAGCAAGGACAAAUAUAACUGGCAGAAUAAAUGCCAAGCCCAAGAGUUCGCAUCGCCUGGGCAUAUCACUUUGCACUGUACAGAGCCUUCGCGAAAGAAGGAUGAUGAUCAGAACAAGAACAAGAAAGGGAAGGCUCGAGUUUUUGCAUUAAAUCAGCAUGAGGCAGAGCAAGAUCCAAAUGUGAUAGCAGGUAUUUUGUUAUUAUCUAAUGUAUCUGUUAAUGUACUUUUUGACUCUGAGGCUACAAAUUCUUUUAUCUCUACAUCAUUCAUCACUAAGUAUGACAUUGCAUGUGUGAAAAUGGAUAAUGCAUUAGAGGUUAGCAUCCAUUCAGGGAGAACUCUUUGUUCAAAUCAGAUGACUAGAACUAUGAAGUCAGAGAUUGAUGGAAAUAUACUACCGGCGGACUUAUACCUUUUGGAGAUGGAAGAUUUUGAUGUUAUUUUAGACAUGGACUGGUUGGGAUCAAUCAUGCAACCAUUCGAUGUCAUGAGAAGGAAGUGUUAUUUCAUAGACCGGGAGAGGAAGGGUUUCGUUUCUUUGGAGCAAAGUCCAAACGUAUUUCCAGAAGACCUACCCAACAUUUCACGAGAUAGGCAAGUGGAAUCUACAAUUGACUUAGUUCCUAGCACGGUACCAAUAUUUAAGGCUCCGUAUAGAAUGGCAUCGAAAGAACUCCAAGAAUUGAAGUUACAAUUGAAGGAGUUGCUGGAAAAAGGUUUCAUUCGACUGAGUAUACCCCUACCAAGAAUAGAAGAAUUAUUCAACCAGUUAAGAGGUGCAACGGUGUUUUCGAACAUUGACUUGAGGUCGAGGUAUCAUCAGCUAAUGAUUAAGGCAGGCGAUACACUAAAAACUGCUUUCAGGACUCGUUAUGGGCAUUAUGAGUUCACUGUCAUGCCUUUCAAUUUGACCAAUGCUCCAAUGAUAUUUAUGGACCUGAUGAACUAUGAAAAAUUAUAUGCUAAAUUCAAGAAGUAUGAAUUUUGGCUCGAUCACGUAAGUUUUCUUGGUCAUGUGGUUACUGCUCAAGGAAUUGAAGUAGACUUAGUUAAAGUGAAAGUAGUAACUAAUUGGCCUAGUCCGUCUAGUGCAAGUGAAGUUCGCAUUUUCUUAUGGUCCAAUGACUCAACUGACUCGAAAGGGGGUGAAAUUUUAGUAGAUGAAAAAAUGGAUGCUUUCAAACACGGCUUAGGUUGUGUUUUGAUGCAACAUGGGAAUGUGAUUGCUUAUGCCUCGAGAUAG
Messenger RNA from Olea europaea var. sylvestris, 1464 nucleotides. RefSeq lists its product as uncharacterized. The transcript has 10 exons. The record is from RefSeq and is a predicted model, not a curated record. The coding region runs from base 1 to 1464 and encodes 487 amino acids. Lineage: Eukaryota; Viridiplantae; Streptophyta; Magnoliopsida; Lamiales; Oleaceae.